AAAUUCAAGAAAGAAAGAAAAUCAUUCCCACUCUCUCUCUCUCUCCUCCAAAAGAGGCUUCAACUCGAAGCAGCACACAGCUCCGUGACUUCGAUUCGCUUCCUGCUCAGACCAAGAAAACCCCAUCAAUUGCGCCAGAAAAUUUCUCCCAUUUCUGAUCUUGAACUCCCACUUCUUCGUCUUCUCCUCCUCAUCAAGAGACAGAGCAUUUUCGUCCAUUCAUUUUCGAUUAACAUUCUGCAGUUCUUGCUCGUCGGAGCACGAAUUUGCUUGAACUUUAAGAGCGGAUUGGAGAUCUUCGCCAAUCUCAGAUCCUCCGGAGUUUUUCUUUCUUUGUUUUUAAGUCGAAGGAUUGCAUCGAAAGAGCAGAGAUUGGCUUCGUCGAUUGGUUCGAAACCUUGAUCCGCGAACUGUCUUAUGCUGCAUUUUUAGUCGCCUCCGCCAAGCUUCUUGGCCGCACUAUGUCCCUUUUGCUUUUCUUUCUCUCUCUUGAACGGAUUCUCCCAUUUUCAUUGCUCGAAUAAGAUAAAAAUACCCGUUAGAUUUUCCCUGUGCCGUGCCUGUUGGGAAAGUUGCUGUCCCCGUGGCUUUUGUCUCCGAGCAGCGUUGUAUCCGAGAUCGAAGCUUUUCUUUGUUGUUUUCCGUUUGAAAGUUGAGUUUCCGGUACCCUUUUGGGGGUUUUGGUGGUGGAUUUUGAGGUGGAGUCUGAUCACUGGUGUUCGAAGAUUUGGCUCACAAGUUGACUUGAAGAGACAUUUAUUUCAUGCGUUCUUGCCGAGAUGCAGCCUGAUCAGCGGAAAAAGUCAUCUGCAGAUGUAGAUUUUUUCACGGAAUAUGGUGAAGGGAGCAGGUAUAAAAUAGAGGAAGUCAUUGGUAAAGGUAGCUAUGGUGUUGUUUGCUCUGCAUACGAUACGCAUGUGGGUGAAAAAGUGGCAAUAAAAAAGAUCAACGAUAUAUUUGAACAUGUCUCUGAUGCCACCCGCAUCCUCCGUGAGAUCAAGCUCCUUAGACUCUUGCGCCAUCCGGACAUUGUGGAGAUUAAGCAUAUCCUAUUACCUCCAUCCAGGAGGGAAUUUAAGGACAUCUAUGUCGUGUUCGAGCUGAUGGAAUCUGAUCUACACCAGGUUAUCAAGGCAAAUGAUGAUUUAACACCCGAGCAUUACCAGUUCUUUCUGUACCAGCUUCUUCGAGGACUCAAGUACAUUCAUACAGCAAAUGUGUUUCACCGGGAUCUGAAACCAAAAAAUAUCUUAGCAAAUGCUGACUGUAAACUCAAGAUCUGUGACUUUGGCCUUGCUAGAGUAGCUUUUAAUGAUACUCCAACUGCCAUCUUUUGGACGGACUAUGUUGCCACGAGAUGGUACAGGGCUCCUGAACUAUGUGGUUCCUUCUUUUCAAAGUACACACCAGCCAUUGAUAUUUGGAGCAUAGGCUGCAUCUUUGCAGAGCUCUUGACUGGAAAGCCCCUUUUCCCUGGGAAAAAUGUAGUCCACCAGUUAGAUUUGAUAACCGAACUAUUGGGAACACCUUCAGCUGAAGCCAUUGCCAGGGUACGCAAUGAGAAAGCCCGUAGAUAUUUGGGUAGCAUGAGAAAGAAAAGGCCUAUACCUUUCUCACAGAAGUUUCCCAAUGCAGAUCCACUUGCACUUCGCUUGUUAGAAAGAAUGUUGGCAUUUGAACCCAAGGAUCGUCCGAGUGCUGAAGAAGCUCUUGCUGAUCCCUAUUUUAAGGGCUUGGCCAAGGUAGAGAGAGAACCUUCUGCUCAACCUGUUACAAAGAUGGAGUUUGAGUUUGAAAGGCGGAGAAUAACAAAAGAAGAUGUGAGAGAGCUGAUAUACAGAGAGAUACUAGAGUACCAUCCAAAGAUGUUGAAAGAGUUCUUGGAAGGAUCUGAGCCUACUGGUUUCAUGUAUCCAAGUGCUGUCGAUCAUUUCAAGAAGCAAUUUGCUUACCUUGAGGAGCAUUACGGGAAGGGUCCUACUGCUCCCCCACCUGAAAGACAGCAUGCUUCACUGCCUAGGCCAUGUGUUCUAUACUCAGAUUCAGUGCAGAGCUCAAACGAGGUGUCAGAUGAUCUGGCCCAAUGUUCCAUCAAAGAAACUGAUAAGUCUCAUGCUGAGAGGAACUCUACAAUCCCAAUGACAAGGCUUCCUCUUCAAGUCCCUCAAACUUUCACUGCAGGUGGAGCUGCAAGGCCCGGGAAAGUCGUCGGGUCCGUGUUGCGCUACAACUCGGGGGCAGCUGGAGCAGCGACUACGGAGGCUGUUGAACAAAGAAGGACGGCAAGGAAUCCCCCGAUUGCAGCUCAACAUACUUCUACCGGCUGUUCGUAUCCAAGAAGGAAUCCAGGUUGUAAGAGCGAGAGAGCCGAAGAGGAAGGUAUUGGAAUUCCCAAUGGAGUGCAGCCUAAGCCUCAGUAUAUACCGAGGAAAGUUGCUGCUGCUCAAGGUGGGCCUGGAAAUAAUUGGUACUGAAUGGAAGACCAGUGCAGGUGCUUUUUGGUACAAACACAUUAUGCUCGUCCGGCUUCAUUCUGGCUCAUCGUACAUCCAUCGGGCCAACACAUUGAUUGACACUCCACUGAUGUUAUUUAUCGGACACAGCUAAUGGUACACAGGGGAGAUCGGCUGGUAGACAACUGAUCACAGGUUACGGUGCAGCACAGGUGGUAUAAGCAAAAAUUAUGAUCAUGCUCUCCUCGGAAACCGACGAAGUAAGCAAGGGGUCUGAGAUGAAUUUAUUUGGACUACAAUUUACUGAUUUCUUCUUGGGGACAGAUUUGUAUUUCCAGAUGGGACUGUGGUAUUUGUUAUUUGUACAUUGUUUAGUAACUUUCGAAAUAAGGAUCCGCGAAUCGGGCUGCUUUCAAUGACAGAUAUAUUCGGAGUAAAAAUGAAGUUGCAUUAGAGUACCUGAA
This is a messenger RNA of Rhodamnia argentea, 2917 nucleotides long. RefSeq names its product mitogen-activated protein kinase 15. The record is from RefSeq and is a predicted model, not a curated record. The coding region runs from base 780 to 2474 and encodes 564 amino acids. Gene Ontology annotation, molecular function: ATP binding; MAP kinase activity. Gene Ontology annotation, biological process: protein phosphorylation; intracellular signal transduction. Gene Ontology annotation, cellular component: cytoplasm; nucleus. NCBI's taxonomy places the organism in Eukaryota, Viridiplantae, Streptophyta, Magnoliopsida, Myrtales, Myrtaceae. The transcript is spliced from 10 exons.